UGUGGUAGCCUCUGACAGCACAGAGCGAUACGAUCAUACUCUCGAUUGCUGGGAGGACCUUCCGCCCAUGCCACAUCCCAUGGAUAACUGUUCCACUACAUCGUGUAGGGGACAACUCUACGCCAUUGGCUGUUUAACUGGAGAGGACACAAUUGCAAUUCAGUGCUAUGAUGCUGAAAGCAACCGCUGGUCACUAGUGAACAAUGGAGAACUGCCUCCUUGGUCCUUUGCCCCCAAAUCAGUGACCUUAAAUGGGUUGAUCUACUUUGUAAGAGAUGAUUCGGCAGAAGUAGAUGUCUUCAACCCACAGAAAAACAAUUGGGAUAAGAUUAGUCCCAUGACACAAGUUCAUGUUGGAGGCAGUGUAGCAGCCCUGGGCGGUCGACUCUAUGUGUCCGGUGGCUAUGACAACACUUUUGAGCUAUCUGAUGUGGUGGAGGUCUACGACCCCUCUACUCGAGCUUGGACCCCAGCUGGCCGGCUUCCCCAGCCCACCUUCUGGCAUGGAAGUGUCAGCAUAUUCCGACAAUUCAUGCCUCUUGUUCCAAGCACCUUUGAACAUUUAGACAUACCUGAGGCCAACGCCAUCCACCUCCACAGACACCACCGCAACCAGGCACUUCACAACCACAACAACAAUGUCAAUCAGAACCACAACCAAGAUGUCAAUGAAGUGCACUGAGAACUUUUGAAUGUGACGUUGCUACUAGGUGUUUUGCACUUUAUGACAUAUUCCCCUCUGCAAAGGGAGCUGGUGAAUGGACAAUCAAUGUUUAAAUGAUUUCCCUCAGUAACCCAGUGUUACUACAGCUUUAAUUUUUGCAUGCAUUUCUAAUGCUGACUAUGUUUACCAGAGUGUGUUCAACAGAUUUGAGUGAAGUGACUCAUGAAAUAGUGCCGUCAUGUUUGGCAAAUUUCGAGCAAUCCAUACCAUGGAAAUUGCAUGAAGGUUAUGAACAUUUUUCUAUUUUUAUUUAUUCUAUAAUUCAGCAUGGACCUCCUAAAGUGAUCUGCAACAUUGCAACUUCAAGUCAACAUCCACAAAUAAUAUAAUAUAAAUGCCAUAACCUAAUGUGAAGUAAAAUGGCUUUUUAAAAAUUAUACAAUUUUGAGACCCAAAAUUCCAUCAUUACAUCAUUCCAAAAGGUUAUUGUAACGUGAUUCAACAGUAUUCUGCAAUGUGGAUAACAAAUGUUAUUUUAUAUACACAGUGAAAAGUCUGAAAUUAAAUAUUUAGGAGAAUCUAAGAUUUUCCAAAAACAUAAUUUUGUUUGACAGAUAAACAUAACUGUGUGCCAGCAUAACCCAUUGUUUGAUAUUCAUCUUGCUAGAAUUACAUACUUACAAUCUAGCAUGCAUGCAGUGAUCACAUUUUAUGUGAAUUUGUAUCCGACUUGCGUUUCAACCUGUAUUUUAAUAUUAAAUUAAGUUUAUUAUUAUCUAGUCAUAGUUUAUUUUAGAGGAAGGUUUGUUACAGUUUAAGUGGAACAGCUUGUGUAUAUUAAGCUGUCUGUGAUCAUGAAGAAAACAUGACGAAUGGAUGAAGGUAUUGUAUUUUGAUGUCAAACUGUAUUCAGAUGCUGUACUAAUAACUGGAAUAGUAAUUCAGUAUCUCGUUAUUCUUGAGGAAAUGUAUUUGUUUGAUGAUACCAGUACUUAUGAAACAAAUUAAUUAUCUAUAACACGCAGCUGCAGCCUGUAACUUCUGGCGCUCUAGCGGUUAAAGGGAUAGUUCACCCAAAAAAUGAAAAUUUGAUUCUCUGCUUACCCCCCAGGGCGUCCAAUAUGUAGGUGACUUCGUUUCUUAAGUAGAGCACAAAUUAUGAUUUUCAGCUUCGGUAGUUGCAGUCUCUGGUAACAAAAUGGACACAAAUCAUUUUGUGUCUUUACACAUCAAUGUAUCGACACGAGCCGCAGGGUUUAAUAUAGAUUUGUCUGUGCAUGUUUGUUUUUUUUUACUUUCAUAAAUUUUGUUACCAUUUGCCAUGGAUUGUACAGCUGAGAGACUGCAACGCCUGAAGUAAAAAAUCAUAAUUGUGUUCCUACAUGUAACCUACAUAUUGGAUGCCCUGGGGGUAAGCAGAUAAACAUAAAAUUAGAAUUUUGGGGUGAACUAUCCCCUUAAUAAACUGAACUGCCUGUGUCUUGCAGAAGAACAUUGUAGCCAGAGCUAUUUCUCUCUGUUUAUGUCUAUAGUGAAUCACACAGGUAAUGUGUGUAAUGUUUCUUUGUGUGGUCAAUUAAUAAAUGACUGCCAGCGCUGUUCCUUUU
Messenger RNA from Carassius gibelio (silver crucian carp), 2271 nucleotides. RefSeq names its product kelch-like protein 21. Gene Ontology annotation, molecular function: protein binding. NCBI's taxonomy places the organism in Eukaryota, Metazoa, Chordata, Actinopteri, Cypriniformes, Cyprinidae. The coding region runs from base 68 to 682 and encodes 204 amino acids. The record is from RefSeq and is a predicted model, not a curated record. The transcript is spliced from 3 exons.